AUGGCCGAGAUGCAGAAAUACUUCAACCUUCUCCAUUGCUAUCGUAUAUUAUCUAGACAUCCAAAGUGGUGGGAAAGUGUGGUGAACAAGAAGAAGAAGAAGACACCAAAGGAAAAAGUGGCAAAAUCUACCCCCAUUUUUAUUGAUUAUGAUGAUGUUCCCGAAGAGCAAGGAGCAAGAGCAGAUGUAGAAGCAGAUGUAGAAGUAGAUGUAGAUGUAGAUGUAGAUGUGGAUGUAGAAGCAGAGGCAGAGGCAGAGGCAGAGGCAGAAGUAGGAGUAGAACGGGAAGGGAGCAUUAAGAAACUUUUGCGAUUUGCCCAAAAAGAGCUCAUUCAAGUCAGGAAGCAUACCUUGGUCACAGAACGACAAAAUGCCAUCAAUCAAACUUCUGAAGAUGUGAAGCAUUUGCUCAUCGACGCUUCAUCCAUUAAAGACCAUUUGAAUCGUCGGGCCAUUUUGAAUCUCCAAAAGGAUAUCCGAGAAAGAGGCAUAGGAGUCCCACCUUAUCUUCAAACUAUGCUUGAGGAUAGCAGCGAUGCCGAAGUGCUCGAAAGCGAUUAA
Messenger RNA from Phycomyces blakesleeanus NRRL 1555(-), 561 nucleotides. RefSeq lists its product as hypothetical. Lineage: Eukaryota; Fungi; Mucoromycota; Mucoromycetes; Mucorales; Phycomycetaceae. The record is from RefSeq and is a predicted model, not a curated record. The coding region runs from base 1 to 561 and encodes 186 amino acids. The transcript is spliced from 2 exons.